Molecule: messenger RNA, 843 nt
Organism: Musa acuminata subsp. malaccensis (wild Malaysian banana)
Lineage: Eukaryota; Viridiplantae; Streptophyta; Magnoliopsida; Zingiberales; Musaceae
Source: RefSeq, a predicted model, not a curated record
UUGUGGCGAAGACGCCUGUAGCCAGUGGAUCCCGGAACCAGAAGCUCAUCUUGGACGUGCUCCGCCGUGCGAACAGUGGACAGGAAUGCUGACGUGGCACGAUCGUGUACUGGUUGACUUCGAGGGGGUGCCAUCCAAGUACCGACGGCCAUGGCAGCAGCACGCUCCUGUGCUUCUCGGUGCGCGAGAGAGAGAGACAGAGGACCAGUGGGAGUUCACGUGGGCACCAGGCGCCAUGCCAGGCUUCCCAUUCCCAAUUAAUAUUGCGGAGCACUGGUCGGCAACAGUGGCACAUGGUAGAUCGGAAAAAGAAACAAAACAAUCAAUGCUCUUCGUUUUCCUAAUGAUCUCUGCACUGCGGCGAAACAGAGGAGAGUGGGCGGCAUGUGGAAGGGGCGAGCGGGCGGAUACGAGGAUCGGGUGGCGUGAUCACCCCCCCGUCUUCCUCCAUCAUCUCCUGGGAAUCCCUCCACAGGCUUCCGCGGCGUUUAAGGAAGGCUGCCCCAACCAUGGCUUUCCUCUUCCGUGCUCGAUGGGCAACAUCGAGGCUCUUCGGACAGGUACCAAGGCCGGUUCACAUGUCCCCUGUAGCACCAAGUACUCUCAAAGUGGCCUCCCCAUUUGCUCCGUGUUCAUCUCCUAGGUUUACUUCGUAAAGUACUCCUGUGUUUGGUUGCAUGUGUCUACGUCUAUUCCGUUAUAUUCUCUCUCAUACUACCAGCAAAAUCUAUUUACCAUGGAUUCAAUAGUUCAUCCACCAAGUGAGAAAAGUGUUCUUUAAAUGUGAACUGCAUGUGUUGACACAAAUAAAAAUCAAUGUAGUACAUGACACAAGUUUGGGCU